AUGAGAUACUUACAUGGUCUACGCCUAGGGUUGAAAGAAAAGAUUCACAGGGUUGAUGAAGAGAGUAUGGCCACUAUCAAGGAGGCAGCACUUAAGUAUGAAGCCUAUGAAGUUGAGGGUAGAGAGGAACACAAGGCCAAAGAAGAGGAGAAGAAGAGGAAGUUUGGAGUGAGUUAUGUUGGACCUCGUUACCCACCCAGGAGAGGUCCUAGCAGUUUUGGGAGAACACAGAGUCAAUCUAUGUCGGGAACAUCAUACAGGGCACCAAUUUCCUCAGCCACACAAUUUCCAUUUUGUCAAGUUUGUCAGAAGAGACAUCUUGGAGAGUGUAGGAGAUUUUCUGGUGUAUGCUUUCACUGUGGACAACCUGGGCAUAUCAGGAGGGACUGUCCGCAUUCGAGAGAAGUAAGAGCUACACAGUCUGAGCCUUCAGUGCAAAUUAGUAGAGCCCCAUUCAGGGGUGGUUACCAGGGAGGUCGUAGUGGAUUUCAGAGUGGUCGUGGUGGUUCACGGGGUGGUAGAGGUGGUGGUCGAAAUCAGCCAUCAGGAAGUGGUACGCAGGGUCCCAGAGCACAGGGAGCACCGAGGGUUUAUGCAAUGACCCGAGGUGAGGCAGAAGUGGCACCAGAAGUUGUGACUGGUAUGCUUUCUAUCAUUGGCAAGAAAUUAUAUGAUUUAAUCGAUACUGGUUCCUCUCACUCAUUCAUGUCAUAUACGUUUGCACAUAUGCUACACUUAGUUCCAUAUAAGCUAGGUUAUACCUUAUGUGUUAAAAGACCUGUGGGAGAUACCUUAAAGGUAGACUCAGUUAUUAGAAGUUCCUUCAUUUAUGUGGAAGGAGCUUUCCUAGCAGCAGAUUUAAUUCUGCUACCUUUUGAUGAAUUUGAUGUCAUCCUUGGAAUGGACUUUCUGGAAACACAUGGAGCUGUUGUGGAUUGUCAAAAGAAAGAAGUGUUAUUCAACACACCAGAUAAAGGUCAUGUUGUAUUCCGAGGCAUUAAGAAAAAAGAGACUCAUGGUUUUCUUUCUGCCUUGGAAGCUUUUCGAUUAGUGAAGGAAGGUUGUGAAGCCUUUCUUGCUCAAGUUACUGUAGUAAAUGAUAAGAAGGUUGAGGAUGUAGAGGUGGUAAGGGAGUUUCCUGAUGUAUUCCCCGAAGAACUUCCCGGCCUUCCACCAGAAAGGGAAAUAGAGUUUGAUAUUGAAUUGGUACCUGACACAACACCAAUUUCAAUGACACCAUAUAGAAUGGCACCAAUUGAACUGAAGGAGCUUAAAGAACAAUUGCAAGAAUUGCUAGACAAGGGUUUUAUUCGACCUAGCAUCUCACCUUGGGGUGCACCGGUUUUGUUUGUCAAGAAGAAAGAUGGCUCCAUGAGAAUGUGCAUUGCCUACCGGAGGUUGAAUAAGGCGAUAGUGAAGAAUCGUUAUCCCCUUCCAAGAAUAGAUGAUUUGUUUGAUCAAUUGCAGGGUGCAUCAGUCUUUUCUAAGAUUGAUUUGAGGUCUAGAUACCAUCAACUGAAAGUGGCAGAUGGAGCGACCUCAAAUACAGCUUUUAGAACAAGAUAUGGGCAUUAUGAGUUUCUGGUAAUGCCUUUUGGACUCACUAAUGCGCCAGCAGUAUUUAUGGCUCUUAUGAACAGAGUUUUCCAUGAAUAUCUUGAUAAGUUUGUGAUUGUGUUCAUAGAUGAUAUUCUCAUCUAUUCUAAAAGCGAGGAGGAGCACAAAACUCACCUUAGAAUUGUGUUGCAGAUUCUAAGAGAGAAACAAUUAUAUGCAAAAUUUUCAAAAUGUGAAUUUUGGCUGAAGGAGGUAAUAUUUAUGGGACAUAUAAUUUCUGGAAGAGGUGUCGAGGUGGAUCUGAAAAAGGUGGAAGCAGUGGUGAGUUGGGCUCCACCAAAAGAUGUGUUGGAGUUGAGAAGUUUUCUUGGCAUGGCUGGUUAUUAUCGGCGGUUUGUCGAAGGAUUUUCUAAAAUUGCUGCACCAUUGACUAAAUUGUUGAGGAAGAAUACCAAGUAUGUUUGGGAUGAAUCAUAUCAAAAGAAUUUUGAUGAACUGAAGAAGAAAUUGACCACAGCACCAGUACUGGCUUUACCUUCAAACUAUGGAGAGUUUGUGGUGUAUAGUGAUGCCUCAUAUCAAGGACUGGGUUGUGUGCUAAUGCAAGAUGGAAGAGUUAUCGCAUAUGCCUCUAGGCAAUUGCAUCCUCAUGAAGUAAAUUAUCCCACUCAUGACGUAGAAUUGGCAGCGGUGGUAUUUGCUCUCAAGAUUUGGUGA
Messenger RNA from Linum trigynum, 2274 nucleotides. Lineage: Eukaryota; Viridiplantae; Streptophyta; Magnoliopsida; Malpighiales; Linaceae. The record is from the annotation of a GenBank genome assembly.